Tuber melanosporum (Perigord truffle) is the source of this 2514-nucleotide messenger RNA. RefSeq lists its product as uncharacterized. The record is from RefSeq and is a predicted model, not a curated record. Bases 1 to 2064 code for a protein of 687 amino acids. Gene Ontology annotation, biological process: positive regulation of autophagy; negative regulation of TORC1 signaling; TORC1 signaling. Lineage: Eukaryota; Fungi; Ascomycota; Pezizomycetes; Pezizales; Tuberaceae. Gene Ontology annotation, cellular component: GATOR1 complex. The transcript is spliced from 5 exons.
AUGCAACGCAGCACAAAUCCUAACCCCUGCCUAAUCGCGAUCCUCCUCAUCGUCCGCUCCUCCUCAGGCGUGAAUUUCGUCUUCCACUACCCGCCCAAGCCAAAAUCCACCCCAACACACACACCCGCACGGCGACACUCCCAAUACGCUGCGUACACCAUCUCCGGAACCUCAUCCCCUUCCUCCCCAUCCACAUCCGGCUCCAGCGAUGAUGACGCUGAUGACCGGCAAUCCCGAACAACUGCGCGGGGCAGGACCGCCACGGAACGAAGCGACAGUGGGAGUAAGACGCGCAGUCGCCGAAGACAACAUGUGAAGGAUGAAGACGAGGGUGAUGGGAAGGGUGGGGACGAAAAAGGGGAGGCUAUGAGGGUGCUGGGGUUCAAGGAGGAAUUUUUAGCCGGAUUAUUGGCGCCGAAGGAGCGCAUGUGUAGGGCCAAGUUUGAGCUGUCUAUUGAUGAUAUGGUUUUCCUUGGCUAUCCGCUGCACGUUCGGCCCGAUGGGACGUGGAGGAAGCAGAAGAAGAAGAGGGGGCGUGGGAGGAGUGGGAGUGGUGGUGGUGAUGAUGAUGGGAAUGUAGGUGUUGAGGGGAAUCCGGAUGUUGGGGGUAUAAUUAUUGGGAAUGGAGGACAUGAAGAUGAUGCUGAUGAUGAAAAAGACGAUGAGGACGGAGAGAGCUCUCAAGGGGGUAAUUUUGGCAACAUGACCAUGUUUCAUGUCGUCUUCGUUUUGAACCCUCCGGAGCUAGAGUAUCAUUCGCGGACGCAAGAGAUGUUUGACUAUGUGGUAAAGAGAUUUGCGAGGGCUCUAAAGUACGAGCAGGCUAAGGAUGGGUAUGUCUGGGGGGAGGCAGAGAAGAUCGUUCGGCUGAAGGAUAAAGCAAAUCAUGAAGGGACUAGUUUUGCAGAUUUGUGGAGAGAUAUCCUGGAUCAGAGCAGUCUUGCAUAUGCAAUCUCUAGAAUUUAUAUUGAUAUAUCCCAGUCAAAGAUUGCUCAUGUGUUUCUUAAUAAUAACCUUGGGCUGUCGCUGCAAAUGCCGAUCAUAUCAGAGAUCUCUGUUAUGCCGUCCAUAACGGAGCCGCAGGUUCCUGGACUACCCUUGACAACUGCUAAUUCAUUCGGCGAUGACGACGCUGAAGGGGACAAUAUGCUUGCGAAGCACUUUACUCUUCUCUUUCUUGAAGAUGUAAAUGGCAUUCUGAAAGACAUUGCGGCUGAAGCAGCUGAUUCCUCUGCAUCACUGGCCCGUUUCGUCGAGGCAUGCAGACCGACCAAGUCGUUUGUGCUCACUCUCUUGUUGAAAUCAGGAUAUGGUGUUAACAGCAUAAUCAGAUUCCUACAAAUAUCGAACUCAUGCGGAAUCCCACUCCACGAAAUCCAGGUCAUGGCCCGCCAUCUAGUGCACUGGAGAAAAGCCCGCGCUAUCCCACCUAUACACCAGAGAGACACCUACAUUGUAUCUCCUAACGCUGACAUGAAAAAGUUCUUUCCCUCUAUCCCUCUUCCCAUCACAAUAGUUCUAACGGACCAGCCUAGACUCCACACACUAAUCCCAAUCUAUAAUACUCUCUUCCCAACCCUCCAGCCCCUCCCAAAACUUCUCACCCUCCUCUCCAGUAAACCAAAACCCUUCUCUGCUUUCAUCCCCUCCCGCGCCCAUCGUCCCGCCUAUCUUGAAAUACUUGCAUUCCUAAUUCGCCACGGCCUUGCGACCCAACUCCGCAACUUUGCAUGGCUCCGCGUAACCCGGCAAAUAAAGCGCGCGAUGACAUCUUCCAUAUCGAGCCUUUUAUCCCACAAAAACGACAGUGAUUCCGAGGACGAGUAUGAAGAUAGCAUUAUACUCGAGCCGCAUCAGGCGAGCAGUAUUGAGAGCUCGUGGCUGGAGAUGAUGACUAGGGACCAACCACCUGAUAUCAAGGCGCUCUUCGAUAGGAUUAUCAAGUAUCUUAAUGGACAGCAUGCUAUCGAGAAUAUUGCGGUCCGGGAGGGGAUUGCCAGGAAGGAUGUUGGGAGAGUGCUUGGAGCUUUUGAUGGAUUCGUGAUUUAUGCACGGCACUGGUAGCUUGUAUCAUACUGCCAGUAUUAUGGGCGUUAGGGAGAGAGAGUAAUGAUUUAUUCAAUCGAUUCAAUCGGGAGGCUUGAAAGAUGCCCUGGCUUAGGGGUUUUUGUUUUUGUUUUGCUCUACUAUGCGUUACUCGUGCCAUGGCGGGGAAAAAGAAACGCCAACAGCAAAGCCAAAGGAUUAUAUUCGAGUGAAAAUAGAGAAAAUAUUUAGGGACUAUUUAGAACACAGCAAAAAUAGCGCUUCUCUGGCUUUCACUGCAUUUUUUGGUAGUAAUAGGUAUUUUAACAUCGAACCUAUUUGGUUAUAGCUCAACCCCCAGGACUCCUCACAUUUUUUCUACGGCGGCCGGUCGAGAAGACAAUAUCUGCAUAUACAUAGUUUUUUUCAUGCCCUCGCCAGAAGGGGUUAGGUUUUUAUGAAAAACUAAAUUCUCAAGAAAUGUUUUUC